AUGGCAAGAGAUCAUGAAGGAAGAAUCAGCACUGCCAAGACUGCUACUUUGCAGAAAAUUAUGAAAUACAGAAUGGAACAGCAGCAGAUACAUGAUAAGCAUAUGCAGAAAAGAUUGAGCCAGAGAUCACCAAGGAAUAAUCAAAGUCUUGAGCCUAAACCACCAGAUUUUGUUCAGUACAGGUCAAGCCAGCAUAAGAGGUUUAAAGAAGAAGAUGCAAGAAAAAGAGAAGGUCAUUAUCUUAAAUGGGAAAGACUCAUGGACAAAUGGCUGUGUCACAACAGAAUCCUAAAGAAGGAUGAAUUGUUUUAUGCUGUUACUACCCUCACGGGAAGUGCUCAUAAGUUUUGGUUGCAGAAAGAAGAAGACUUGAAAGUUCACAAGGAGCCAUCUAUCACCACGUGGGAAGAACUGAAAGUGAUACUAAGGAAAAAGUAUGCACCCAAGAGCACCUCACCACAAAGGCAACAAAUCUCAGACUGUGAGAUCACCAAUACUACUGACACAGAACUCCCUAAGGCAAGUGAUCUACUUCUUCAAGAUAUUUCAAAUAAUUCUCAUGACAUGAUAACACACUUGUCUUGUCCAAAACAAGCUGAAAAGGGUACAGGUGAAAAGGAGAAAUGUCCAAGAGAGGCGUGUGGACAAUCAGCACUUGAUACAAGUAAAGAAUCUGAUCUUGUGACAAAAGAGAUAAUUAUCUCGACUGAGUCCAUGCAACUCUUCUUGAAAGGUCAUAGUUUCAAGUGUAGUGUUUUUAAUGUCUCUAUUUCAAGUAUAAUGCACUUGUUCUGUCCCAUUAGUGCUCAAAAAGGAACAGGUACAAUGGAGAGCCUCAUGGAACGUGCAGAAGGUGCAUUGGAGAUCAAGGAGAAACCACCAGAUCAACUUAUCCUACAACAUACUCCAAAGAAACCAGACCGAGAUAUGAUGCACUUGUUUUUGUCAAAAGAACCAUGUGCAGAUUAUGAUGAAGCUUUGAAGCAUACAAGGAGAAAGAACAAGCAUGAGGAAGACAAGCGGUUCAAGCCACCUGAUCUGGAUCAGGAGAAAUACCUAGACGUCCGUGGCUUUAUCAUCAUCAAAGAAGCACCUCCAGAUGCAGCAUACAAGCCAAAACCGAGCAAACACAAAUUUGGGAUAAGACUCUUACUCUUUGAUAAAU
Molecule: messenger RNA, 1165 nt
Organism: Raphanus sativus (radish)
Lineage: Eukaryota; Viridiplantae; Streptophyta; Magnoliopsida; Brassicales; Brassicaceae
Exons: 4
Source: RefSeq, a predicted model, not a curated record